UAUGCACGCUCUUUUGCCUUGGACUUCACGUAACAUGAACGAGAGCGGUGGAAUUGUACAAUAGGUGACUCCAAGAAGCCAAGUUAUUGUCCGAAGUCCAUGCUGUUUAACGCAGCCUCUUUAGUGGGGACAUUAUACGCUUGUGAAUUCAGAUCAACUUUGAAUAAGCUUGGAAAUAAUAACGUUACUUAAUAACGGAAUUAGUUAGUUUGGCGCUUACAUUUUAGGGACAGGCUGGGUGGUUUGCGGGCUAAACUGUUAAGUUCCACGCGCCAUGCAGCGCCACGUACAUGUUUGAAUGGUAUUAAUGUGUAAUGGGCAAAUAUUUGAUGUUGCCGUGAGGUGUAUGUGUGGGACGAUUAUAUUGCUGACGACUGGCAUCGGCUGCGACUCGGUGUCAUCCUCUAACGUUACUGCCGUGUUUGGCGGUAAAACGCGGAGUUAUCAGAUUGAAAAUGAGAUUUUAUUGAGAUACAACGCUCUUCAUUGUGUUAUAUGCAGGCCGAAUUAACCAUGCUUCCAGACAAUGUAAAUAGGCAUGUGAGAUCGCUUUGCAGCUCCAGCAAUGAGCAGUGACAUCUUAAAUCGACUGACGUGUAAGUGGGGUUUGGUGUAGCCGCACUGCACUGUACGCCUAGUUAAAGGGAGUUGCUGUGUCAGAUUGCAGCGUGCCGUGGAAGAUGUCCUGGGAUGAGCUGGAAGCGCUGUGUCGCAGAGAGAGGCUCUACUGUCAGCAGCUCGGAGUGAAGAGAGCCAACGUCAACGAGUUUGAUGUGGAAUUCCUCUGCGACUACAAGAGGACGAAGGAGGAGGAGUUCUACCUGGUAAAGUGGAAGGGCUUCCCAGAGUCUGAUAACACCUGGGAACCCAAGAGGAACCUCAAAUGCCCCAAACUGAUGAAGCAGUUCCACUUUGACCUGGAUCAGGAGCUGAGGCGCCACAAGAGACGCUGCACCCCUAAAAAACUGGAUAAGGAAGUUGCCUCAUUCCUCGUCCAAAAAGCCAAAGUUCGUAAGCAUCUGCAGCGCUGGGAGGCCCAUUUGAACCAGACACGCAACCACCCGGGUCGCAUUUAUGUCAUGAACGAAGUGGACCUUGAGGGCCCCCCAAAAAACUUCAGAUACAUCAACAACUACAAAGUAGGCCAGGGCAUCGUGUUGGAUGAGAUGGCUGUGGGCUGUGAGUGUAAGAACUGUUUGGAGAAGCCCAUAAAUGGCUGCUGCCCUGGGGCCUCCCUGCACCGCAUGGCCUACAAUGACAGGGGGCAGGUCCGGGUCCGGCCGGGACAGCCCAUAUACGAGUGUAACUCCCGAUGCAGCUGUAGCCCCGACUGUCCUAACAGAGUGGUGCAGAAGGGCAUCCAGUUCGACCUGUGCAUCUUUAAAACGGAGAACGGCCGGGGAUGGGGUGUCCGCACACUGCAGCACAUCAAGAAGAACACGUUCAUCAUGGAGUAUGUGGGAGAGAUCAUCACAACCGAUGAAGCAGAGAGGAGGGGUCAUGUGUACGACCGCCAGGGCUCCACAUACCUGUUUGACCUGGACUAUGUGGAGGACGUGUACACGGUGGACGCAGCUCACCAAGGCAACAUCUCCCACUUUGUGAACCACAGCUGUAACCCCAAUCUGCAGGUAUUUAAUGUGUUCAUCGACAACAUUGAUGAGAGGCUCCCAAGAAUCGCUUUAUUUUCAACACGGGCUAUUCGGGCAGGAGAGGAGCUCACCUUUGACUACAAGAUGCAAAUUGAUCCAGUGGACACAGAAAGCACUAAAAUGGACUCCAGCUUCAGUGUAGCAGGGCUCCCCAGCUCUCCCAAGAAGAGGAUUCGAGUGGAGUGUCGGUGUGGAUCGGACUCGUGUCGGAAAUACCUGUUCUGACAAAGGACUGCUGGGAACGCAUCACUCUCAUCUGUGUCGAGAUGGACACAACUGUACAGAUUUGUAUAUGAAUUUUUUAAUUACCUUUUUGUUUAUGAAAGCUAAAAUUCACCAUUAACUUUUUAAAUGUGAACUUGACAAACCCUUCCUAGAUGAAAGCCACAGUCCUUGGACAGAAUGGAGAGCCUCUUGUUCCCAGUGAUUUGGGGCUGCAUCAGUGGAUUACUGGAAUGCCUGAUCCAGUGAUUUUAAACAAAUAGCUCAGUGAGCAUGUACAUUAGCUCUAGAAAUGUAUUCUACCACAACAGGACCAUUUGCCCAAGUCUUUUCAUCACUUAAAUGAUGAUUCCAGGUUAUUACAGUUUUAUUCUACCAGUGAAAACGUUAUUCUCUCAGUGUAGUCGCUGAGAUCUGGGAACACAACCACAUCAUCAAAGCAACACGAGCAGGUCUGAGUCAAACUCCGUUUCACAGAGAAAACAUCCUUCACAGUUUACAGACACCCACUUCCUGCUUCAGCUUUGACCUGCUGUACUUACUGUAGUGUGCUGUGCAAUGAGGAAUUAGUAGCAAGUCCAGUCCAGCCUCUAGAGAAAGACGUUUAACUAAUCAGGAUCAGUGUGAUCUUCUGACGGCUCGUCUUCACCUCCUGGGAUUCUUUUUGUGCUCACAGAUCUCCGUUAUUUACUUGGUGAGUGCAAAGUCACAACUAGUAGACAUGAUGGACAAAAGUAUACAAAUGAGAUCCAAGUUGAAACAGUCUGGAAUGAUGUUUUUAAACUACUGCAUAGUUUUAAUGGUCCACUUCACCCUGUGUUGAUGUCUUGAACGGUUCACACCUGAGUUCCAGAACGUCAACACUGAGCUCAGAGGACAUUUAAUCAGUAAUUCUCAGCUGCUCGCAAAUGACUCCUUUGUGUUUUGUUACUUCGAUUGACUUAAAUGAUCAAACAUGGUCACAACAGGUACCACACUCUACUGAAAUACUGGGUCCGGAUAAAGGGCCAGUGCUGGGUUUGCUCAUACAGAUUGAACAGGCUGUUCUUGUACCAUACACCAUGUGUAUCCCCAAUCGCUCCCAUGACGACUGAUAGAAGAGGCUCAGUGUCUUAGAACUCAGCAGGUAAAUCUAUCUGCAUGGCCAACAGGGAAAAGUCCAAACAUGUCUUGGUGAUUAUGGUGAAGAGAUGGGAUCACAAUGAUGUUUUUUUAUCUGUACAGUAUCUAUUCUGUGGUCAGUAGGUGAGUCUCUUACCGUGUUUACAUUUAAACGCUGUAGUUGUUGGUACUUCAGUGCAUGACUUUUUUAUAGGUGGAGAAGAAAAAUAAUGUAAAUAAAUGGAUCGAAGAUAA
Anarrhichthys ocellatus (wolf-eel) is the source of this 3230-nucleotide messenger RNA. RefSeq names its product histone-lysine N-methyltransferase SUV39H1. The transcript has 5 exons. Gene Ontology annotation, cellular component: nucleus. The coding region runs from base 681 to 1877 and encodes 398 amino acids. The record is from RefSeq and is a predicted model, not a curated record. Gene Ontology annotation, molecular function: zinc ion binding; protein binding; histone H3K9 methyltransferase activity. NCBI's taxonomy places the organism in Eukaryota, Metazoa, Chordata, Actinopteri, Perciformes, Anarhichadidae.